This is a messenger RNA of Chilo suppressalis (striped riceborer), 8472 nucleotides long. The record is from the annotation of a GenBank genome assembly. NCBI's taxonomy places the organism in Eukaryota, Metazoa, Arthropoda, Insecta, Lepidoptera, Crambidae.
CACCGGACAUAACGUUUAAUCGCUUAUCAGAGACGGUUACAUCACCUACCUUUAUGCUGAAUUUCGAAACGGAGAUAAGAUAACCGAUAAUACCGCCGUAUUACAGUUUUUAAAUAAGUUUCACAUGCUAUCGAACGCUUCAGUCUGGGCCGUUGGAGUUUUACGGGUGUUUUAGUGCUUUUUCUCCAUGUUAGUUUGAAAGUGAAGUGCGAAAAUGGGUUCCAGGGAUUUAAUCUUGGCGUUGCUUGUGAUCGGCUGUGCGAAUGCUCAAUUAUUUAGAGUGUGUGUCGUCGAAAAUAACAUAAGAUGUCAAAACCUGGACAAAGAUGGCAGCCAAGUGGCAUGUUUGAAUGUACAAACAAGUGUGGAGUGCGCGCUACAGAUGAGCAGGGGAGCCGCUCAUGUCGGCGCUUUCACGGAAGAAGAGUUGAUGCUGCUCGCUCAAAGAAACACGGAUGAAUACCGCGUCCUGGGUACUGUGAGAAACGUCAACAGGAUGGUGCCAUUCGCGUUCGAAGCGGUAGCUGUGGUGCCUAACAACCACACGAAUGGAUUCGAGGGUCUCCGAGGAGGGCGGUACUGCCAUCCAGGACUUGGCGCAACAGACAUGCGCUGGUCGCCCCGAGUGCUCAGGACUCUGGAAACAAUGUCGGCCCGUACGGACCGCUGCACCGGCGUGACUCAAGGCCGCACCGCUGAAGAGUUGGAAGUGGAGACCCUCAGCAGCUUCUUCUCCGAAGCCUGCAGACCUGGACCUUGGAGCGCUAACGCCACCAUCGAUGCUAAUCUCAAGAGCCGGUUUCCGAAUCUUUGCGCGAUGUGCUCGGCUAGCGGCACUUGCGCCGGUUACAACGACCCAUCCGCUGUCAACGUGGCGGGAGUUUCCAACCGAGACGCUCAUAUACAAGCCUUGCAAUGUCUCGUUACCAACGGGACUGUGGCUUACGUCGCUUGGACUCAUGUUUCUCAGUACUUUUCGUCCGCCAGACCCGACCUGAUCGGCAAUUACUCGUUGCUCUGCGAGGACGGCACUUUGGUCCCGCUGUCGACUGAAGUUCUGGCUAUGCCCACUUCCCCCUGCUCUCUCGUCAGACAACCUUGGAGUGCUAUUGUUGCAACCACCGCCUCGGCCGACGCUCUACUGGCAAGCCUUCAGAACUGGUGGCCCGAUGGUCAGGACCCCAGCGGCAACUCCUGGGAAUCAAACCUGUUCUCCGUGCUAGCCGGACCCAAUACUAGGGUCGCGUUCGAAUCUAAUCUAACUCCACUGCUGUCGCCAUCGAACUUUACUAGCCCUAUCCGCAGCAUCCCAGCCAUAGAUGCGACCGCAUCUUGUCUCCCCGCCCGUAGAUGGUGCACAAUGUCAGCUGCGGAACACGAGAAAUGCACUUGGAUCAGAACCGCGGCUUACACGUUGGGAAUACAGCCCGCCAUAUCGUGCCAGCAGAGGGCCAACGAAUUCGCCUGCUUGAGAGACAUAAGGGACGGCAACGCGGAUUUCAUUUCCAUAGACACGCAUUACGGGUUCUUGGCUAGGACACACUUUCGUCUAUCUCCCGUGAAGUUGGUACAGAAUCUACGCGAUUCCACAUCUCGCGUAGCGGCUUUAGUGAAGGAAUCGGUUACCAACGAAAUAUCCCGUUUCGAGAACCUUCGGGACAAGGUCGCGUGCUUCCCAGAGUUUGGAGGUCUUGCGUUCAUGGCAUUCGUCCGAACGGCCCACGAGCGUGGCGUGAUCAGUUCUUCAGAAUGUGACUACGCGCGCGCCGUCGGGGAGUUCUUCAGCGGAUCCUGCGCCCCCGGGGCCUUGGACGCUUCACAUACUAUAUACGAAUCAUCCACAUUCAACGCGUCGAGAUUGUGUACAGCGUGCCGCUGGAGCAGCCCUGCUUUCGCUAACGCAACUAACAGCGAAUUCACAUGUUCGUGGAAUAACACCAACUGGUACUUCGGCAACAACGGCUCGCUUCUGUGCUUGAACGAUCCCAACACCCAUGUCGCUUUCGUGGAGACGCAGAAUAUUCGUGCGCAACUCCAGGCUUUGGGCAUGCAAAACGCCAGUUUCCGCGCACUGUGCAGAAACAACUCUUUGGCACAGAAUGUGGGUGUUGAUGUACCAGAGGACUGUUUGAUAGCCCACGUUGUGGACGCUGAAGUGCUUACUAGGAGAAACGACCAGAUCACAAACAGCCUCAGUUCCCUACUGGACUCUCUGGACCAACUGUUCGGUUACAACAUCGCCACAGCAGAACAGCUGAUCAACAUCCGCAUAUACUCACCUUUCCUAGGCCGCAGUGAUUUACUAUUCAAAGACUCCACUAUAGGAUUAACCGAGCCUACUAUGGAUACUAACCAUCAGCCUGCAAGGAAUUAUAUUGAAAUGUUCAGACAUCUCGAGACAUGUACUAGCGCCGCCGCACCUACUACCCCUACCCCGGGGAAAGCAGUCAGGGCAUACACUUCCCUGCUCACUUUGAUCGUAAUGGCUUUGAUUGCCAAAAUCGUUAAUUAAAUUGAAUAAAAAAACACAGAGCACUCAGAAAAAUCAUUUAACAUAAAAGUUUGAGUAAGUGGUUGCUGUCUUUCUUUGCGGUAAUAGAGUGGAAUGACCAGCGUGGCCAGAGAUUUUUAAAUCCAAAUUAAAUGUCCCGCGGGGGAUAGACUCAAUCCCGCUUUUCGGGAAUAAAACUAAUAAAUAAAAGUUUUUUGAUUUUUAUUUGUUUUUUUUUAUUCAGAAGACGAAUAAGAUUCAACUAUUUAACGAUAGGGUAAACUGAUUUAAAAUAUCAUAUUUUUAUUAAAAUACAUUUUCUAUGGACAUUUUUACUAGGCACCUAUGUAUUUUCACGUAAAUGUUAUUUGAAGUUAAAUAAAAAGAUAAAUAUUCAAUAACUUAUACGUUUUUUGCUAUGACCCGCUUUCGACGAAAGAAUCCCGCUUUUAUCACUCAAAAAGUUUCUAAAUUUAUCCCGACUUGGCAAAAAUAAUCUGGCAACGCUGGGGACAACACUAACUAAUGAAUCAUUAAAUAAAUUUGACGUUUCUGAGUCCGAUUGUAAUGUUAAUACUUCUUAUUAUUAAAAAUGUAGACAGGUAUGUUAAAAAACCAAUGUAAUGGCCGCUUGCGCCAACAUUCUUAAAUUAAAAUGCUUAUAAGGCUGGGCGCAUAUAUACGGUUUCCUGAUCAGGAAUUCCUAUUUAGGGACCUGAAUGUCUGAAUGUCUGUACAUACAAAAUUUUCAACGAGGCCCACAUAUUGCUUUUUUAUCAGAAUAGAAAAAUUCUAUUGUCCGAAUAACCUCAAUAGGAAUUUUACGUAAAACUUGACACAUUUUCUAUUAAAAUUGACUAUUUUUGUAUGACAGUGACAUUUCGCACUCGCAAACUAUUCGAUAUUGGUUCGUGCUUGGGGUACAUAAGCCAAUUCGCUAACUGCAUUCAUAGGUAGAAGUGAUAAUUACCAAGCUAUUUAGUGGUCCACUACUGCUUUAUUGUAACGCCACCAAGAUACUUGUUCUGAAAAGCAUCCAUGGAUAUGCGAUUUCCGCUUUAGUUACACACUCGUGUCGUUUCUGGCAUGUGAUUCUUUAAACUUAAAACUAAAUUUAACAUCAGUCUCUCCUUUUCGUUUUGUAUAGAGAACUAGCGGCCCGCCCUCGCUUCGCUUCGGUGUAGAGCUGAAUGUAGACUACAGUUUUUGUUCUCAGGAUUGUAUUAUACACAAUAACAUUCAUCUAUGAUUCUUCUUAUACCUAGUUUACCUAAAGUUUCAUACAAACUUUCAUUCCCUAUUUUAUCCCCUUGGGAGUAGAAUUGAUUAAAAUCCUUUCUUAGCGGAUGCCUACGUCAUAACAUCUACCUGCAUGCCAAAUUUCAGCCCGAUCCGUCCAGUGGUUUGGGCUGUGCGUUGAUGAUAGAUCAUUAUGUCAGUCAGUCACCUUUGAGUUUUAUAUAUAUAGAUGACAAGGAUACACUGUUGUCAGAUUACAGUUUAGGUAUAGCGAGUCUCACUAGAAUCCACACCAUUGUAAAAAAGUUUGCGAUUAGGCCGGCCGAUAAAACCGUACAUAUGCGCCCAGCCUUAUUCCUAAUUAACACGUCAUCUAGGGUUGCCUACCCCACUCAUAUAAUAUAGUAGUCUGUGCGGAAAGAGAAUGGGAUCUAGAUUGGAGGGCGCUGUAUUGCUUUUCUACCGUAUUUGUAAGGUUUUACCCCUUUUAGACAUGAUUAAAUACAAAAAACCGCAAGAAAUCACAACACAACAAACAAAUCCGUAUCAAAACAAAACCUUGACGUUUUACAGAUUUCUGGGUUUGAUUGCCAAAUAAAAAUCUUAAUGUUAGUUCCGUUUUUCGCCACGCCCAUUCUCUUUCCGCACAGACUUAUCUUACUUUAUUAGAAGAUCAAAUACUAUAUUUCUAGAAAAUAUAUAUAGUAGGCGAAACUACUAUAUUUGUCAUUUAUAUUUUUAUUAUUUGUCAUAUUAUGAUACCAUCUUUGUCAUUUAUUUAAUAUCAAAUAGACAUAGAAUAAGCUUUUAAAUUAUAUUUAAGAAUUUUGUUGCAAGUUGACCAAAUAAUACUUCUUUUAAAACACUUAAUAAUGUAUUAAAUAAUUAGGUAGGUAAGUAUAAGUAUAUAUAUAUAUAUAUAUAAAAAAAAACUAAAAUUUGUAAUAAAACCUAAAAUUGAGUAUUUAUGCUUUUAUUGCUUGUUUGUAUCGAAAUUCCUUGUGUUGUAAAGUGAAUACUUAGAAAAAAAAUAAGUUUUAUUACUUACUUAGUCUAUGCUUAGGUUUACUUAAGUAUUUAGCGCUUACACGAAUUACCGAAUUUAUUUUUUCCAAUAACCAUUGUCGUCCAUUGUAAUCACCCUAUAUGUCACUGUAGUUAUCACAAUUUGAAUGUAACGUUACUGCCUUAAAAAUUGUUACACAUAAGAUUUUAAUUCUUCUAUAGGCUUAAAUAUAAUAAUAUCUGUAUUCAAAAAAUAUUUUUUAAAAUUAAUAUGAAUUUUGAUAAUAAACAUUUGGCUCUUCCACUAAUUGAAACUUGUAUUUUCAAAAAAUGAAAUAUAUUUAGAAAAUUCUAUCAUUUGUAAAAAAGAUUUAAAGAUUUCAUCAGACAGUGUCUGGUAACCAAAAUGAAAACUACCCGAAUACGGACGUACUCAACUCUGUUCAUUUACACUUAGUCUAGGGUUGCCAACCUCAAAUUUAAAAAGGAUUUUAAGUUGAAAAAACCAGGUCAAUUCAGUUUCAAAACAGGACAUAUUAAUAGUGUUGCAAUAGUUAAAUAAAUAUCUAGUGAAAACAGGUGAAAUGAAAUUCCUUUAAUUAAAAUAAUCACAUGUAGCGUAAAAUUUUGAGAAGAGGCGCGCGAUUUUAAAAAUUAUAAACCCAGGACGCUGCUUAAAAACUAUUCAGCACGUUCCAGGACACUACAAAAACUAGGGCAUGUCCUGGGAAAACAGGACGGUUGGCAAUCCUAACUUAGUCGUUUAGUUGAAUUUUAUUGGCAAUCGUAUUCGGGCUAACGACCAAGUGUAAUUGAGCCAUAAUAAAAAGCUUGUGUACAAAACAGCCACAGAAGUGAGAUUUUCUAAUUUCCCAGGAAUGAAUUCCAUAGUGUGUUCAUUGGGAGAACUUGGCGUUCUUGCAUUGAAGGGCGUAAUUUCUUUGCGUUAGAUAAAGGUACUUUUACAGACUUACCUUACAUUACUGGAAUUGGCGGCCAAGCAAUUGUAGCCUUAACAUGUAAGGCUGCAAAAUUCUUCGGUCGAUAAUGUGCAUAAUGAAAUAAAUUAAAAAUAUUAUAGUAUUGCAUGCUAGUAUUUAAGAUUGUGUGUGAAUUAGUGAACAAAUAUUUUCCAAUACAUUUUAAGAGUAAGUACCUAUAUUUUGCAUUUAUGUAUCUAAACUUUACUUUAGCAUGUAUAAACGGUAAAAAAUUAAAAGACGCCAUUUUAUAUUUUUAUGACCUUACUUAAUAUGUAAUAAAGACAAUUUUUGUUAGCCGUGUGAUUUGAUUUUGGUUUGUUUCUGCCCUAAUUUCAACUGCUAUCAAAACACAACGAUAUUAAAUACCCUAGAUACACCAACACGAACAAAAUCGUGCCCGAAACCUGUCCAAAAGGUACAUUGAACGAUCCACGAAGCUCCGUAAGAUGAUCGCGUAGUCAAAAUCAAUAUAAGGCAUUAUUUAAAUAUUGAAAGUAACCUUUAAUACAUACUGUUUAAGGUCUUAAAUAAAACGCAUACGUCAAGAACUUCUGACAGUUCGAAAUGCAAGCUUGCAAAAUUUUACGACUUAUUGCUAUAUGCGGAAGAAUUUAGACCUUAUUUCUUUGACUACGCGCAAUUCUGAACGCGCUGUUAGUAAUAUAGCAGGCACGGACCGCGGGGAAGAGUCGGCUAUAUGGCGACGUAUAACCGACCAUGUCUUUGAAUAUCACAAAUAUUUUAUAUUAAAUCAGUUUGUAGUAAGUAUUAGAUCCAAAUUUACUUCAAAUGCGUUAAAUUAACAAACAUUGACUAGAUACCUAUCGAAAAUACGACACUUUUCGUACUGUUGACGACCUCCGUGGCCGAGUGGUUUAUACGCCGGGUUUCAUGGCGUCGCCGACUCGAGAGGUCCCGGGUUCGAUUCCCGGUGGGGGCAGAUGUUUGUGUGAUGAAUACGAGCAUUUGUACUCCAGUCAUGGAUGUUUAAUAUGUAUUUCAUAUAAAUAUACUUAUAAGUAUAUGUACAAUAUAUGUAUUCUAUCCGUUACCCUAGUAUCCCAUAACACAAGCCUUUACAGUGCUUACUUUGGGGCUAGGCUAAUUGGUGUGAGUGUUGGAAAUAUUUAUUUAUUUAUUUACUGUAAGUAUUAUUUUCGCAUUUUUCGCGGAGCUCUGCGACAUCUUGACUUUGUAACGGUCCGCGCGUGACUGUGAACCAAGAAGUGCUUGAGUGGAGUUCAAGCACUUCAUGAUUGGGAUAAAUUUUGAGCGCUCGUGGUGUAUCUAAGGUAUUUAAUAUCUUUCUUAAAACACUUCAAACCUGCAAAUGAAAGAAUUUACAAAGUAUAUUAUAUUGCUAAUUCCCUCAAUAAAAAAGGAGGAAUAAGUUUAGACUAGUCAUGCCGUGUCUUGUUCAUAUUACUAAAGUGCCAUCUGUACUCUUAGUACGAGUUUUACAAUUACGAAAACUAUGAUAGUUUUCUUGAGCUCGCACUCGUACUGAGGGUACUGAUUUUAUUGUUUUCGUUUCAAUACAAAUAAACAGUGUUUAAAUUCUAUCAUUAAAACCUUUGCGUCUUCUUAAAUUAUAAGUAUACUAGCAAACCAGUGAACCAAAUGUUCACCAAAACCUGAUUUCUCGAAAACCGGAAGUGCUACGUUACUCAAAUCCGUUUUGUAGUCUUAUCAGACAAUUCUUAACUUAUAACUUAAAUAUUCUCUUUAUCUAUCUCUUACGGUUUGGCCGCUGAAACAGCACCACGGACAGACGGAUUUGUCUAAUAGAUAAGAGAUCUGGUUACGUUUCACCAAAAUGGAUAUAGAAACAUAAUUUACAAUUACGAAAACUAUGAUAGUUUUCGUGCGCUCGAACUCAUACUAAAGGAACUGUAAUCAGAGAUGUAAUAGAUAACCUUCAAAACGUUAUCUAAAAUACAAGGUAGGUACUAGGUAGGUACUCAAUUUUUUAGAUAACAGAUACAAGAUACUUUUGAAAAAGUAUUUGGAAUUCUAGAUACAAGAUACAUAUUUUCUAAAUACUUUAUUAAGAUAAAGAUACUUUGUGGAAGAAAGUAUAUUUUUAAUGGUUUUAAGGUUUACCUAAGUAAGUAAAUUAUGUAACAAUGCAAUAUUUUUUUCUUAGCUUAAUUAAAGAAUUGGUUUUGCUAAGGCCCAAUUUAGGGAAAUUCAUCCGCUCCGCUCGAGCCCCUUAUGUUAUUUGUGCCUUGCACCUUGUGAAGUAUUCCCAUAAUACCUGAGCCCUCUAUGUAGGGUCGAAGUAACUAACUACGUCGUAUCGCAUUGCGAUUCGACGUCGCAACGCAGUGUUGUGACCUCGCUCUUAGGAUUACCAACGAGAAAUCAAAACUAGAUCAAUUUUAAAAACUUUAUUUCAAUACAGUAUUGUUAUAAGUUAAAGUGUACCAAUUAUACAUACUUAGUUUGCGCCUCAAGACGAUAGUGGGUAAGAAAAAAUAAAUACAUAAAUUAUGUAGUAAAACAUCAUUGAAUACAGAACGUACCUCAACAAAAACCAGUCCCUUCUUCAAAAGAAAAAUAAAUUAAAUUUAUGAAAAAUCAUUUUUCACAUUUCACAAUUCAAUGAAAGUGAAAUCGUUAUCCUUGACAUUGUUAAACAUGUACUUAGCUAAUAAUAAUAUCAUAGGGUUAGGCGGAGGACAGUGUAACAUAAGAAAUAGAAUAUCUUCAUCUUCUUUCUCAUUGGCAGAAUUGUGGUAAAAUCGCCACUGU